Molecule: messenger RNA, 774 nt
Organism: Neurospora tetrasperma FGSC 2508
Lineage: Eukaryota; Fungi; Ascomycota; Sordariomycetes; Sordariales; Sordariaceae
Exons: 6
Coding region: 1-774 (257 amino acids)
Source: RefSeq, a predicted model, not a curated record
AUGGCAUCCCAUGAUGAGAUCUGGGACGACUCUGGCCUAGUGAACUCAUGGAACGAGGCAUUGGCAGAGUACAAGCAUCACCUAGCUAACCACGGGUCACAACAGAAAUAUCACAGCAUACACGCCGAAGGAGCAGCACUUCCCGAGGGUGUCGCUGGUGAACUCGAAGAUCAGAGUGCCAAGCCUAGCGGUGCUGCAAAUCUCCAUCUGGAGGGGGAGGACGGCGCGGCACCCGCUGUUGAAGUGAAGGUUAUUAAAGAUCAAAGUCUAACCAAGAAACAGACUACACCCGUCAACACAAUUCAAAACGGACUGGAAACCCAACAAUCUGCUGCUGCUGAACCUACCGCAGCGAGCUUGCCUGGUCCCGGACCCCAACUGAUGUUGGGUUCGGUGCAGGAUGAAGAGCUCAAGAAGCUCUUGAUGUCAUGGUACUACGCAGGCUACUACACCGGUCUCUACGAAGGGAAACAAAAAGCUCUGCACGAGCAGGCACAGCACACUUCCGACGGCCUGUGUUCCAUCGUGAACAGCUCCAUGCCCAAGCCGGGCUUGCCAGGCUUUAACGAUACCGAUGGCUCUCUUUCGUGCUAUAAUGUCGAAGGCAAAGAGAAACACUCGUCUCGCGCGUUCUCGUUUGUUUUUUUUGUUUGCUGCUUGAUCAGAUCAGGGAGUGUUAGAAGAAGAUCGAGGAUCGAUACAGAGAACAAGACAUCGUAUCUACAUGUCAUAAGCAACCGAUGUUCUAUUCCCCUUGCAACGCAACUGAUAUAA